This is a messenger RNA of Portunus trituberculatus (swimming crab), 3198 nucleotides long. RefSeq names its product roundabout homolog 2-like. Gene Ontology annotation, molecular function: protein binding. Gene Ontology annotation, biological process: axon guidance; cell-cell adhesion. Gene Ontology annotation, cellular component: axon; plasma membrane. Lineage: Eukaryota; Metazoa; Arthropoda; Malacostraca; Decapoda; Portunidae. The record is from RefSeq and is a predicted model, not a curated record.
CCUUGAGCCGCGAGAGUGGGAGGACAUACGUGCGUUGCUCUCGGGAUAGUUGAGUGGAAACUUGUGUAUUGCAGACGGCUAAACUUGUGUUGCGGUGGCAGUGUUGCAGGAUGACCUUACCGAGUGUUGCGGAGUGUUGCAAGAUGUGAAGCAGGUGUAGAAUGAGCUUUGGUUGAGAUAAUAUUGAUUCCCGUCUCUCUCUCCCUCCCUUAGCGAAUGAGAGGAGGGUAGAGAGAGAGAGAGAGAGAGAGAGAGAGAGAGGUGGUGUGUUGGGGUGUGUUGAUGUGCGUGUGGCGGGGAUACAAGGCGUGGGUGUAGGAUUAUGUGCCAGAGCUCCAGUGCCAUUUAAAACAGCAAGAUGGGAUUUAAACAUCAGCUGAUCAUCUUCUUCUUGGUGUUGUCUGCCUCCAGAGCUUAUGGCUCCUUCCGGUCCCCACGCAUCACUGAGCACCCGACGGACAUCACAGUGCCGAAGAGCGAGCCAGCCACGCUUAAUUGCAAGGCGGAAGGGAAGCCACAGCCCGUCAUAAGAUGGUUCAAGGAUGGACAGGUGGUUAGGACCUCACCGGGGGAUCCCAAGUCACAGCGCGUCCUCCUGCCCACGGGGUCCUUGUUCUUCCUGCGGGUGGUUCACGGGCGGAAAGAGGAUGACGCGGGCGUGUACUGGUGCCAGGCGAGCAACCAAGUGGGUGUGGUGCGCUCAAACAAUGCCACUUUAGAAAUAGCAGUUCUGCGCGAUGACUUCCGGCGCACACCAGCUGACUCAGUGGUGGCUGCGGGGGAGUCGGCGCUGCUGGAGUGUGAGCCGCCGCGGGGCCACCCUGAGCCGCUGGUGAGGUGGCGACGCAACGGCCAGGUGAUCAAGGUGCCAGAGUCCCACAGGCACGAGGUGGUGGACGAAGGCACGCUGCUGAUUCGACACGUGCAGCAGAGUGACGCGGGCCAGUACACGUGCGAGGCCUGGAAUCUAGCAGGCUCCAAGACAACUGAACCGGUCAACCUCUACGUGCAUAUCAAGCCCAGUUUCCUCCGGCCCCAAGACACGGUGACGCUGACGGACAGGAAGGUGGAGUUUGAGUGCCUGGUGAACGGUGACCCCAACCCGCAGGUCACCUGGAGGCGCCUCAGAGGACCCCUGCCUGAGGACCGCACGGAGCUGCUGGAGGACCACACUCUGAGGAUCUCCCGCGUGUCCCCGGCUGACGAGGACACAUACGUCUGCGAGGCGGUCAAUGUGGUGGGCACGGCGAGAACCAACGCCACACUCACCGUCUAUAAUAACCAACGCCACACUCACCGUCUAUACCGCCCCCGAGUUCCUGGUACGCCCCCAAGAUGUGAGGUCCAGCGUGGGGUCGUCCGCUGCCUUCGAGUGCCUGGCAGUGGGUCGUCCCCCUCCGCUGGUCGUGUGGAGCCGCCAGGACGACCACAACCUUCUGCUGCCCCGUCAGGACACACCCACGGGGAGCCAGAUGACCAGCCUAACGUGUGGGUCAACGCUGAGGGCACGCUUAUUAUUAACCAGGUGACGCGGGCGCUGGCUGGGUGGUACUCCUGCGCUGCCGUGUCCGCUGCGGGUUCCCUGGUAGCACGCGCCCUUCUAGAUGUGCCGGCGCCCACCCUCCACCCGCCCCCAGUCAUCGCCCUCCGCCCGCGUAACGUAACGGUGACUCCUGGUGGCGCUGCGGUCCUGGUGUGCCGGGCGGAGGGUGACCCGGCCCCCAGGGUGACGUGGGGUAAGGGAGGUACUGCCCUGCCGGAGGAUGACCCGAGGAUUACUGUGUUAGAUUCAGGCACGCUGCAGAUUGAUGCCACCACGGAGGAGGACGCGGGCCAGUACUCCUGCAGCGCUUCCUCCCCCGCCGGCACCACCACCACCCGCGCCUUCCUGCAAGUGGUGCCGCCCGACAGCCCCGCAGCCGCCCACGCCACGCCCGCCCCAGACCCAAAGGACCUCCCCAGCCCCCCCUCCGCCCCUGUCCUCCGCGCCCGCAACGCCACGUCCCUCACGCUGUCCUGGGGCGCCCCUGACCAGGAAGGAGGGUCCGCCAUUACUAGUUAUAUUCUGGAGGUGUGGGGCGGCGCGGGGUCGUGGCGGGAGCUGGAGGAACACGUACCAGCCACGACCUACGCUUUGGGAGGACUCGAACCCAACACACAGUACCGGGCCGUGGUCAGAGCGAUGAAUAUGCACGGGUUGUCGGAGGCUUCAGUGGUGUCGGAGGCUCUGCUGACGAGUGGGCCGCCGGAGGGAGUGGGCGGGGGUGGGCAGGAUGACGAGAAGCAAGUGAGGGCGGUCCUGUCACACCCACUGGUCACCCUACUGCCGCCCACGCCCGUCUCCUCCACCUCCAUGAGACUGACGUGGAAGGUAAAGGAGUACGGGGACUAUAUUGAGGGUUUCUACGUGAGGUACCGCGAUUUAGACUCAGCCCCUCACGUGUUCCGCUCCGAGAAGGUGUCCCGCGGCCCUCCUGAAGCUGUCACCCUCACUGACCUGUCCAAGUAUACACAAUAUGAGUUUUUCGUCGUUCCCUACCACGGCGCCAUUCACGGACACCCCUCCAACUCGAGGAUGGCCAGGACGAAGGAAGAUGUCCCGUCAGCGCCUCCUUCGGGAGUGGAGAGCCUGGUAUUGAACAGAACAAGCGUGGUGUUGUCGUGGCGCGCGCCCUCCGCUGCACACACUAACGGCAGAGUGACACGCUUCUCCCUGUGGCUUUUCCUUAACAAGACACAACCUCACUCUAAUCUCACGGUGCCUGGAGGACAGCACAGCCUUACCCUGCACAACCUCACCUUUGGCGCCCUCUACACCGCCUCCGUGGCCGCCUACACCAAGGCAGGACAGGGGCCGACUAGCGGAGGACACACUUGGCUGCAGGAUCCUUCGGCGGGCACGGGGACGGACGAGGCGCGGCGGGUGACCUCUCCUCUCUUGGCAGUGCUGAGGAGACCUGGUUCAUAGGAGCUGUGGGGGCCGCGGGGUUUGUGGCCCUUGCUGUCUUCGUCACUGUUGUCUUCUAUCGUAGGAAGAAGAAUGAGAAGAGGGUGAUGGGAGGCUACAAGAUGGACGGGCGGGGGGUCAACGGAACAAUGACGGGUGGACUGUGGAUAGAGAGGGGGCCUUGGGGGUCGUCCUCCGCCAACACCGACGACAAGAACGACACCACGCCAGAGAAACUGCUCAACCUCAAU